Molecule: messenger RNA, 1110 nt
Organism: Fragaria vesca subsp. vesca
Lineage: Eukaryota; Viridiplantae; Streptophyta; Magnoliopsida; Rosales; Rosaceae
Product: F-box/kelch-repeat protein At3g06240-like
Exons: 1
Coding region: 1-1110 (369 amino acids)
Molecular function (GO): protein binding
Source: RefSeq, a predicted model, not a curated record
AUGUCAAUGUCGAAGAAGAAAGAGCAGAGCUAUGAUCUCCCUGAAGAUGUUAUAGUGAAGAUUCUUUGCCGUCUGCCAGUCAAGUCCUUGAUACGGUUCAGUUGUGUGUCGAAACGCUGGCGUUCUAUCAUCAUUUCUGAUCCACAGUUUGGCAAGUCUCAUCUUGAAGUAGCAUCACAGCAGGGAACCCUCUGUCGGAAAGUACUCAUCUCCAUCUACCCUACAAUUAAACCCGUGAAAGGUUAUAUCCCCGAUCCUUUAGAAGAUGGCUUGCCUUGGUUACCCUCUCGAUUUCAAUCCUUAGAGGGUUAUUCUUCGGUCAGUUAUCUCACAUUAACAUCGGAGGAGAAGAGCCAACGAGUAAUGGCCUCGUGCAAUGGUUUGGUACUUCUAGGUGAAUCAUAUCAAGGUUAUUUCAAGAACUUGUCUAUCUGGAACCCAUCAACUGGAUUUUUUCGCAAAUUACCUACUCCAUGUUUUGCGCGGCUUGAGCUGACAAAAUCAACAGAAGAUAAAUGGUGCAUAAAUUUUUUAUAUUAUGGUUUUGGUCAAGUGUCCAACACUGACGACUACAAGGUUGUUUUCAUAAAACCUGCCCCUGGUGAUUUUGUGAAUGUUCAUGUCUUCUCACUUGGAACCAACUCUUGGAAAGUUAUCAAAGCUCCUUCCUCUUCAUGGGCCGGGUGUAAUGACCGGCAGGGGGCUCUUUCAAAUGGAGCGAUUCACUGGGUGAACUAUUCCAAUCCCAUAGAUCUAUCACAUCCAACUCUGGUUGCUUUUGAUUUGGCAGCGGAGGAGUUCAGGCAAGUGCCAUUGCCUGUUUUCAACCGAAAUGAAGAUGAUAUGCGGGAGAUAAGACUGCAGGUUCUUUUAGGAGGAGGUCUAUGUGUACGGUCUGUGGAUCUUUAUGAGCAAAAUGAAUUUUGGGUUAUGAGAGAGUAUGAUGAGCCUAAAUCUUGGGUUAAACUCAUUGAAUUUGAUGGAUAUGAAUUACCAGAUGAGUUUGCUUCAUGCAAGAGCUGGGAUCCUAUAUUUGUUUCAGAAGCUGGUACAGUUUUGAUCAAACUGCUUGACAAGAUGGAGCUGGUCUGGAUUGAGUGCCUUCUGUAA